Messenger RNA from Amorphotheca resinae ATCC 22711, 1486 nucleotides. RefSeq lists its product as hypothetical. Gene Ontology annotation, molecular function: metal ion binding; heme binding. The transcript has 4 exons. The coding region runs from base 1 to 1398 and encodes 465 amino acids. The record is from RefSeq and is a predicted model, not a curated record. NCBI's taxonomy places the organism in Eukaryota, Fungi, Ascomycota, Leotiomycetes, Helotiales, Amorphothecaceae.
AUGGGAUCCCUUGCCCCUACACUCUCCUUUAAUGUCCUUGGAGACACCAGGCCCAAUGACACAACGCUCCCAGCCUUCAUGGUCUCAACCACGCGGGGUUUCCUGCCUCGUCAGGAACCCAUCGUCCAACUUCCUUCAGAGUUCGAUAAACUUGAAUCAAUCCUCACUCGCAUGCCCAUCAAGACUUUGAGUGGUACGCCGGGCCUCCUUGCCACAGGUACACUCGGCGAAACUGUGCUGAGGGAGCUGCCCGACCUCACCAGCGCCAUCGACAAGUACAAAGACAACCUCCCUCUUAUGAAUGCGCUCUAUCGUGACUACUCUUUUCUAGCUUCAGCUUAUCUUCUGGAGCCCUGUCAUGAGCGAUUCAUGAAAGGAGAGAGUUAUGGUCUCGGUCGUCAGACACUCCCUUCCGUCAUCUCGUUGCCAAUAUCAAGAUGUGCUGAGCUCGCUGGAUUCAAACCUUUUAUGGAGUAUGCCGGCUCGUACGCCCUGUUCAAUUAUCGUCUUGAGGACCCAUCACGUGGCCUUGAAUACGAUAAUCUGCGACUCAUACGUGCAUUCGAGCAUGGCCUCGAUCCAAAAUCAUCUGAGGCAGGAUUUGUUCUCGUUCACGUCGACAUGGUUCAAAACUCUGGACCACUUGUCGAUGGUGUCAUGUCUGCCCUAGAUGCCUGUGAAAACAAUGACCGUCAAGCCUUCGAUGUAGGCUUGAAUAAAGUCAUUGAGAGUAUGACUAAAGUCAACAAAGUUAUGGAUCGUAUGUGGGGAAAGAGUAAGCCAAAUGAUUACACAUCUUUCCGGACAUUUAUUUUUGGAAUUACAAGUCAAUCUAUGUUCCCACAUGGAGUUGUAUACGAAGGUGUCUCCGAAGAGCCCAUGUCUUUCCGCGGCGAGUCUGGGGCCAAUGAUAGCAUGAUCCCCCUUUGCGACAACCUACUCCAAAUCGACAUGCCAAAUACCCCUCUCACCAAUAUCCUCAAAGAUUUCCGUUCCUACCGUCCAGGGAACCACCGAGAAUUCCUCGAAUACGUCAACGCGCGCGCUACUCACCUAUCUCUGAAAUCAUACGCUCUGCAAGAACCGUCUUCAGCAGCACUGUACUUGCUAGCCCUUAACCAGGUUCGCGAUUUCAGAUGGAGACAUUGGUGCUUCACUCGAGAGUACAUUCUCAAGAAGACGAGCCAUCCGACAGCUACGGGUGGAAGCCCGAUCGUGACGUGGCUGCCGAAUCAACUGCAGGCUGUCAUGCAGGCAAUGGCUGAUGUUUGGGAGGGAAGUGGUAAGACACUGGGCCGAGAAUGCGAGGAGGUUAUGGAUCUGUUGUACGUGCAGGGAGAGACAUUGAAGAAGGAGGUGGAGAAGUAUUGCAAGGAGAGAAACGUCGAGGUCAACUAAGUCUGCGCGGUUCGGUGGAGAAUCCGGUAUUCCAAAAUCUGUUAAUAUUCACAAUUAUCAAGGCCAUUUCAGGGUUCACGAGAAGAGC